UCACCCUCUUUGCCAACUUCCGAUACAAACCCCGCCUACUCUCUGGUAAUCCUGAGGCGACUUCCGGUCGUGUUUCCCGCCAUUGCCGCUAUGUUCCUGCAGUGCUACGAGAACGAGCGCGGGGAACGCGUUUACACCCUGAAGAAGGUGUCCCCGGGCGGGAUCCCCACACGCUCGGCUCACCCCGCCCGCUUCUCCCCCGAUGACAAAUUCUCCCGGCACCGCCUGGCCCUGAAACGGCGCUUCGGGGUCCUGCCCACCCAGCGGGGCCGGCCCCUGCUCUGAGCGACCCCAAAAACCCCGAGAGGAGCAGCGGGAAGAGGGAGAUGAACUCAAAUAAAAUCCACUCGAGGUGGAACUGAACUGCAGUGGGAUGGAAGGAAGGGGUGAAAGAGGAGGAAGAUGUAAAUAUUAAAGGAUUUGGUGGCCGAG
Haemorhous mexicanus (house finch) is the source of this 432-nucleotide messenger RNA. It is a transcript of the gene NOP10, whose product is annotated as NOP10 ribonucleoprotein. Bases 91 to 285 code for a protein of 64 amino acids. The record is from RefSeq and is a predicted model, not a curated record. Gene Ontology annotation, molecular function: box H/ACA snoRNA binding; telomerase RNA binding. Gene Ontology annotation, biological process: ribosome biogenesis; positive regulation of telomerase RNA localization to Cajal body; snRNA pseudouridine synthesis. Gene Ontology annotation, cellular component: box H/ACA snoRNP complex; box H/ACA telomerase RNP complex. The transcript has 2 exons. Lineage: Eukaryota; Metazoa; Chordata; Aves; Passeriformes; Fringillidae.